GCAUAAAAUAAUGGAAAUGCCGAAAACAAAAAAUUAAACACCGCCAAAUAACAAAACGCAAUUUUUCAAUUUACAAACAAGUCCUUCUUCCUUCUCACUCACACUAACACACUCAUUUCCAAAAUCUAGGGUUUUCAGUUUUCACAUUUCUCUCAGAUUAGGGUUUCUCAUUCUCUCACAAAUCAUCAAUGGCAGCGAUCGCAGCUCCACAACACCGAUCUUCUAAGACGGAAUCAUACACAGACAACAAACGCAAAGAAGAUGUCCGUCAAGCCAACAUCAUCGCCGCACGUUCAGUCGCCAACGCCGUUCGCACCAGUCUCGGCCCUAAGGGAAUGGACAAAAUGAUUUCAACUUCCAAUAACGAAGUUAUCAUCACCAACGAUGGCGCAACAAUCCUUCACAAGAUGCAGGUUCUUCAACCCGCCGCAAAAAUGCUCGUUGAACUUUCCAAAUCUCAAGACUCCGCCGCUGGUGAUGGAACAACCACCGUUGUUGUUAUCGCCGGUGCACUUCUCGAGAAAUGUCUCCUUCUUCUCUCUCACGGUAUUCACCCUACUGUUAUCUCCGAUUCACUCCAUAAAGCUUCUGUUAAAGCCGUUGAUGUUCUCACUGCCAUGGCUGUUCCUGUUGAACUCACCGAUCGUGAUUCUCUUGUCAAAUCCGCUAGCACGUCAUUGAAUAGCAAGGUUGUUAGUCAAUACUCAUCUCUCCUCGCUCCUAUGGCUGUGGACUCUGUUCUCUCUGUUAUUGAUCCCGCGAAACCGGAAAUGGUUGAUCUCCGUGAUGUUAAGAUCGUUAAGAAGCUCGGUGGAACUGUCGAUGAUACUGAGCUUGUUAAGGGUUUGGUUUUUGAUAAGAAGGUUAGUCAUGCUGCUGGUGGACCUACUCGGAUGGAGAAUGCUAAGAUUGCUGUGAUUCAGUUUCAGAUUUCGCCUCCUAAGACGGAUAUCGAACAGAGUAUUGUGGUAAGUGAUUACUCUCAAAUGGAUAGGAUUUUGAAGGAAGAGAGGAGUUAUAUUCUAGGAAUGAUUAAGAAGAUUAAGGCAACAGGUUGUAAUGUGUUGUUGAUUCAGAAGAGUAUUUUGAGAGAUGCUGUUACUGAUUUGUCUUUGCAUUAUCUUGCUAAAGCUAAGAUUUUGGUGAUUAAAGAUGUGGAGAGAGAUGAGAUUGAGUUUAUUACCAAGACUCUUAAUUGUUUGCCUAUUGCUAAUAUAGAGCAUUUCCGUGCUGAGAAAUUGGGUUUUGCUGAUCUUGUGGAAGAGGUUUCUCUUGGGGAUGGGAAGAUUGUAAAGAUUUCUGGUAUCAAGGAUAUGGGAAAGACCACAACUGUGCUCGUUCGUGGAUCUAAUUUGCUUGUGCUUGAUGAAGCUGAGCGAAGUUUGCAUGAUGCUUUGUGUGUUGUUAGGUGUUUGGUUGCCAAGAGGUUUUUGAUUGCAGGUGGUGGUGCUCCUGAGAUAGAACUUUCGAGGCAAUUGGGUGCUUGGGCUAAGGUGUUGCAUGGGAUGGAAGGUUACUGUAUCCGUGCAUUUGCUGAGGCACUUGAAGUUGUUCCUUAUACUCUUGCUGAGAAUGCAGGUUUGAACCCAAUUGCAAUUGUUACUGAGCUGAGGAAUCGUCAUGCCAAAGGUGAGAUCAAUACUGGAAUCAAUGUCAGGAAAGGUCAAAUUACAAACAUCCUCGAGGAGAAUGUGGUGCAGCCACUGCUAGUAAGCACAAGUGCUAUCACUUUGGCAACAGAGUGUGUGCGCAUGAUUUUGAAGAUUGAUGAUAUUGUAACUGUGAGGUAGAGUUUAUUAGACAGUGACUGAAUUUUGGAGAAAAACUACUGAAUCAUCAUAUUAGGUCCUUUUUAAUUUUAAGUUGGUAGUUUAUGUUCAUUUUACUGGUUUUGGUUAAUUGAUUUUGAUUUUGGCUACUAUUUUUAUUUACAAAAUUUGGAUGUCCUUGUGGUUUUGUGAUAUUUGCUGCAUUCAUCUGAUUCUGAAACACUUGUUAAUCUGUAUUGGGAGUUUCUCUAUAGUUGAUCAUUUUUCUGAGCA
This is a messenger RNA of Trifolium pratense (red clover), 2042 nucleotides long. RefSeq names its product T-complex protein 1 subunit delta. The coding region runs from base 189 to 1790 and encodes 533 amino acids. The record is from RefSeq and is a predicted model, not a curated record. The transcript has a single exon. Gene Ontology annotation, molecular function: ATP-dependent protein folding chaperone; ATP hydrolysis activity; ATP binding. Lineage: Eukaryota; Viridiplantae; Streptophyta; Magnoliopsida; Fabales; Fabaceae. Gene Ontology annotation, biological process: protein folding. Gene Ontology annotation, cellular component: chaperonin-containing T-complex.